AUGAGUUCCUCAUUAACAGACCAUGAAAAAGGAACAACACAUCAUAUAGAAAGUGCCACAUCUUCAAUAGAACAUAAAUUAUCAAUAUCAGAAGAAGAAAAAGAAAUAUCAGAAGAACAUAAACAAUAUUUAAUAAAUAAACAUGGUACAUAUAAUUUAAUUCCUUUACCAUUAAUGAAUGAUAAUGAUCCUUUAAAUUGGUCAAAUUUUCAAAAAUUUUUACAAUUAGGUAUGGUUGCAUUUCAUGGAUUUAUGUGUACUUUUAUGGCUUCUGGUGUUGUACCUGCUUUUGGUGCAUAUUCUGAAAUUUUAGGUAAACCAACUCAUAUAGUUAGUUAUUUAACUUCUUGUCAAAUUGUCUUAAUUGGUAGUUUUCCAAUGGUUUGGGUUCCAAUAAUGAAUAGAUAUGGUAAACGAUUAUUAUUAAUUAUUUCAGUAUUUGGUAGUAUGUGUUUUGCUAUUGGUGCUGUAUUUUGUACAAGUUAUGGUAAAUUAAUUGCAAUGAGAUGUUUUCAAGCCAUAUUUAUAAGUCCUGGUUUAGCUGUUGGUGGAGCUAUAGUAAGUGAUACUACUUUUGCACAUCAAAGAGGAUCAAGAUCUGGUGUUUGGUCGAUUAUGGUCAAUUUAGGUACAAUGGUUGGUCCUUUAUUAAUGGGAUUUGUUGCACAACAUGUUCCACCAAAAUAUAUUUUUGUCGUUUUUGCAGUUACAAAUUUCGUUCAAAUGAUUUGUUAUAUUUUAUUAGGUAGAGAAACUUCAUUUAAUAAGCAAGAUAUGUCAAGAAAUAUUAAAAAUCCAUACAAGCAAUUAUUUAGAAAAAAUGCAAUUUUCCCAGAGAAUAAAAUUACACCAUUGAUAAUUUUAAGACCAUUAAAAUAUUUAUUAAAUUGGAGAGUUUUUAUUCCUACUUUUGGAUAUACUAUGUUAUUCAUGCAUGCAAAUAUAGCAAUAAAUGUUGAGAUUCCACAAGUUAUGAUUGCAAAAUUUGGAAUGGGUCCACAAGCAUUAGGUUUACAAUUUAUUUCAUUUAUUAUUGGUACUGUUAUUGGAGAAGCUGGUGGUUUUAUAUCUGAUAUGUUAAUUAAAUGGGGUAGAAAUAGAGGUAAAGGUUCAAGUUUUAGAUUAUGGUUAACUUAUCCUGGUUAUAUUUGUGCUAUUGUUGGUCUAAUAAUUUUUGGUGUAUUAAUACAACGACUCAAGCAUUACAACGUUGUGGUUGCAAACGUUGGUCUUGUUAUUGCUUCAUUGGGCCUUCAAUUAGCCACUUCUCCUAUAAUUGCUUACUGUAUAGAUUUUGUUGGUCCUAGUGAAGCUGGUUCAGUCGUUUUAUUUAUUACAUUUUUUAGACAAUUAUUAGCAUUUGUAGGGCCAUUUUAUUUCCCUGUGAUGUUUGAAAACUUAGGUUUUGCUAAAUCUUAUGGAAUAAUGGCUGCUUUGAUUGGGGCUUUAGGUUUGAUACCUACAUUAAGCUUACAAUGGUUUGAAUCAAGAAGAGGAAGAUGA
This is a messenger RNA of Lodderomyces jiufengensis, 1503 nucleotides long. RefSeq lists its product as uncharacterized. NCBI's taxonomy places the organism in Eukaryota, Fungi, Ascomycota, Pichiomycetes, Serinales, Debaryomycetaceae. The transcript has a single exon. Gene Ontology annotation, molecular function: transmembrane transporter activity. Gene Ontology annotation, biological process: transmembrane transport. The record is from RefSeq and is a predicted model, not a curated record. Bases 1 to 1503 code for a protein of 500 amino acids.